GCAGACACUGAUUGGAAAGCUGGAGUCCCACCUACAGGCCAUGAACGUUUCCUUUGACGUGGAUCAAAUUCUUACUCUUGACCUCCCUCUCAGCGACUUACCUGUCAUUAAAGCUUCAAGUCUAAAUCUAGGUCUUAAGGGGGAGUUCUUCGGUAUCAGAACUCACAAGGACCCUCCCUUUGAGGCCAAACCUUUCACAGUACCUGAACAGCCAGGCUACAUGUUGUCAGUGGGCCUGUCUGAAUUCACUCUGAACUCUGCCUUAUAUGGAUGCUACUCAGACGGACUGCUUCAGGCCAUCAUUAAUGAUAGCAUGGUACCCCCAUUCUCUCCUGUGCAUCUAAAUACCAGCUCAAUGGGGAUCUUCAUUCCUCAGCUUCCCAAGAUGUUUCCAGGUCUGCUGAUGACUCUGCAGGUUUAUGCCAAAAAGGAGCCUCUAUUUUCCCUCCAACCUGAUGCUGUGAAACUGGGCGUCCAGGGUGCUGUGAAGGCUUUCGCCAUCCAGCCCAAUAGUACCCUGACCCCACUGUUCACCCUCAAUGUU
Molecule: messenger RNA, 544 nt
Organism: Monopterus albus (swamp eel)
Lineage: Eukaryota; Metazoa; Chordata; Actinopteri; Synbranchiformes; Synbranchidae
Product: bactericidal permeability-increasing protein-like
Exons: 5
Molecular function (GO): lipid binding
Source: RefSeq, a predicted model, not a curated record